Messenger RNA from Oncorhynchus keta (chum salmon), 7459 nucleotides. RefSeq names its product kinase D-interacting substrate of 220 kDa B-like. The record is from RefSeq and is a predicted model, not a curated record. The transcript is spliced from 28 exons. Bases 212 to 5329 code for a protein of 1705 amino acids. Gene Ontology annotation, molecular function: protein binding. NCBI's taxonomy places the organism in Eukaryota, Metazoa, Chordata, Actinopteri, Salmoniformes, Salmonidae.
AAGAUGAUUUGACCGACAGCGGGGAGGAAGUCACCCUAGUGAGUGCUGUGUUUUUCUGGUCCACUAAAAUGGCUGUUGUCGAGGAUGGGGACUAGCCUGUGAACACUACACGCAUAUAAGGCGAGGAUUGAGAAGACAACACCGAAGUGUGGAACAUUUAUAUUCGUUUUAUUAAAAGGUGCUGUGGUGUUGAGGGGUAGUAGCUGCAGCCAUGGACACCACCACCUCCAUUAAGAUGACCACUCUGGCCAUCCAGAACCUCUUCAGCUACGUGGAGGAGGAGAACCUGGCAGCGCUCAAGGCCCACCUGGACAAGUUCAAGGAGGUGGACGGCAGGAGUGACAAUGGUCAGACACCCCUGAUGCUGGCUUCGGAGCAGGGCAGUAUUGAGAUUGUACAGGAGCUCAUCAGGAGAGGAGCCAAUGUUAACCUGGAUGAUGUGGACUGCUGGUCUGCUCUGAUCUGUGCUGCUAAGGAAGGCCAUGUAGAGGUGGUGAAGGAGCUGUUAGAAAGCAGUGCUUACAUAGAGCACCGAGACAUGGGAGGCUGGACGGCCCUCAUGUGGGCUGCCUAUAAAGGCCGCGUGGAGGUAACCGAGGUUCUCCUUGAGAACGGAGCCAACCCCAACACUACUGGGCAGCAAUACAGUGUGUACCCCAUCAUCUGGGCAGCAGGCAGAGGUCAUGCUGAGAUCGUCCAGGUCUUGCUGGAGAACGGAGCCAAGGUCAACUGCUCUGACAAGUAUGGUACCACCCCUCUGAUCUGGGCAGCCAGGAAGGGCAAUUUUGACUGUGUGAUGCACCUGCUGGAGAAUGGAGCUGAUGUCGACCAGGAGGGGGCGAAUUCGAUGACAGCUCUGAUCGUGGCAGUGAAGGGAGGUUUCCCUGAGGUGGUGAAGGAGCUUCUGAAGAGGAACCCUAACGUCAACAUGACAGACAAGGACGGCAACACAGCCCUGAUGAUCGCUGCCAAGGAGGGCUAUACUGAGAUAGUACAGGACCUGCUGGAUGCUGGCACCUACGUCAACAUACCAGACAGGAGUGGAGACACUGUGCUUAUCGGAGCAGUGAGAGGAGGACAUGUGGAUAUAGUGAAGGCUCUGCUGCACAAAUAUGCUGACAUAGACAUCAGAGGACAGGACAACAAGACAGCCCUGUACUGGGCUGUGGAGAAAGGCAACGCCACCAUGGUGAGAGAUAUCCUCCAGUGCAACCCCGACACAGAGACCUGCACCAAGGAUUUAGAGAGCCCUCUGAUCAAAGCUACUAAGAUGAGGAACAUUGACAUAGUGGAGCUUCUGCUGGACAAAGGAGCCAAGGUUUCUGCUGUGGACAAGAGAGGUGACACCCCCCUCCACAUUGCCAUCCGUGGGCGGAGCCGCAGACUGGCGGAGCUCCUCCUUCGUAACCCUAAAGAUGGCCGCCUGCUCUACAGGCCCAACAAGGCUGGCGAGACCCCCUACAACAUCGACUGCAGCCACCAGAAGAGCAUCCUCACCCAGAUCUUUGGAGCCCGACACCUGUCCCCUACUGAGUCUGAUGGGGACAUGCUGGGUUAUGACCUGUACAGCAGUGCCCUGGCUGACAUUCUCAGUGAGCCCACCAUGCAGCCACCCAUCUGUGUGGGACUGUACGCCCAGUGGGGCAGCGGCAAGUCUUUCUUGCUCAAGAAACUGGAGGAUGAGAUGAAGACGUUUGCUGGCCAGCAGGUGGAGCCGUUGUUCCAGUUCUCCUGGCUGGUGGGGUUCAUGUCCCUGCUGCUGUGUGGUUCUGUAGCUCUGGUCCUGGGCUUCACCGUCGACCCCAAGCUGGCCAUCGCUGUCUCCCUCAGCCUGCUGGCCUUGCUCUAUGUCUGCUUCGUGGUGGUGUACUUCGGCAGUCGUCGAGAGGGUGAGAACUGGAGCUGGGCGUGGGUGAUAAGUACCCGCUUGGCCCGACACAUCGGUUACCUGGAGCUGCUACUCAAACUGAUGUUUGUCAACCCCCCUGACCUGCCAGAGCAGACCACCCGCGCUCUGCCCGUCAGGUUCCUGUUCACUGACUACAACCGUCUGUCCAGUGUGGGAGGGGAGACCAGCCUGGCGGAGAUGAUAGCCACCCUGUCAGAUGCCUGUGAGAGGGAGUUUGGCUUCAUGGCCACCCGCCUCUUCAGGGUCUUCAAGACAGAGGAAUCACAAGGGAAGAAGAAGUGGAAGAAAACUUGCUGCGUUCCCUCCUUCGUCAUCUUCAUCUUCAUCAUGGGCUGCCUGAUCACUGGCAUGGCACUCCUCGCCGUCUUCAAGGUGGACGGGGCCAACCAGACGGUGAAUGCCGUGCUGAUCUCCAUGGCCUGCGCAGUGGGCCUGGCACUGGUGCUUAACUGCCGGACCUGGUGGCAGGUGGCCGACUCGGUGCUCAACUCUCAGAGGAAGAGGCUGCACAGCGCUGCCAACAAGAUGCACAAGCUCAAGAGCGAGGGUUUCAUGAAGGUGUUGAAGAAUGAGGUGGAGCUGAUGGCGAGGAUGGCUAAGACCAUUGAUGGCUUCACUCAGAACCAGACGCGUCUGGCUGUCAUCAUAGACGGCCUGGACUCCUGUGAACAGGACAAAGUACUGCAGAUGCUGGAUACGGUGAGAGUGCUCUUCUCCAAAGGCCCCUUCAUCUCCAUCUUCGCCAGCGACCCCCACAUCAUCAUCAAGGCCAUCAACCAGAACCUGAACAGCGUGCUCAGGGACUCCAACAUCAACGGUCAUGACUACAUGAGAAACAUCGUCCACCUGCCGGUCUUCCUCAACAGCCGGGGGUUGAGCAGCGCCAGAAAGAUGUGUGUGGCAGCGCCCGCUAACGGAGACACCGGAAACUCAGACGGCUGGCAUGAGGAGCUGGACAGGAAGCUAUCCCAGCACAGCAUCGGGGAGAUGACCAAGUUUGGCAGCAAGACAACCCUGAACCGCAGGGACACGUACCGGCGACGUCAGAUGCAGAGGACGGUGACACGGCAGAUGUCCUUUGACCUGAGCAAGCUGCUGGUGACAGAAGACUGGUUCAGUGACAUCAGCCCCCAGACCAUGAGGAGGCUGCUCAACAUCGUCUCUGUCACGGGUCGUCUGCUGAGGGCAAAUCAGAUUAUGUUUAACUGGGACCGCCUGGCAUCGUGGAUCAACCUUACGGAGACGUGGCCCUACAGGACCUCCUGGCUCAUCUUGUUCCUGGAGGAGACUGAAGGCAUCCCUGACCAGGCCGCCCUCAAGACUAUCUACGAGAGGAUCUCCAAGAACAUUCCCACCACUAAAGACGUGGAGCCCCUGUUGGAGAUUGACGGGGAUGUGCGUAGCUUCGAGGUGUUCCUCUCCUCUCGGACACCCGUCCUCAGUGCACGCGACAUAAAAACAUUCCUACCCUGCACAGUCAACCUCGACCCCAAACUACGAGAGAUCAUCGCAGACGUGCGUGCUGCCAGGGAACAGAUGAGCAUCAGAGCGGUGACCUAUCCCAGCCUGCCCCUGCAGGAAGCUGCUCCCCGCCCCACCUCCGUCUACAGCCAGCAGUCAGGCAUGUCCGCCUGCUCCCCCUCCACCUCCUUCAACGGGCACUUCAACCCCCCAGGGCUGGUGUCCCCACCGCCCCACAGCAGCAACUACAGUGGUAUGGCUGGCCCCCAGCACCCCUUCUAUAACAGGGGUUCAGCCUCGGUGGUGUCGGGGACCCCGGCCAUCCUCCUGAGCUCCAUGAACACAGACACAGUGUGUGAACGUGUCAAACAUAUCGAGGGUAUCGACCAGAGCAUGCUGGCCCAGUACACUGCCACCAUUAAGAAGGCUAAUGUGAAUGGCAGAGUUCUGACCCAGUGUAACAUUGAUGAACUGAAGAAUGAAAUGAAAAUGAACUUUGGAGACUGGCAGCUCUUCAGGGGAACCGUGUUGGAGAUGCGUCACGUGGAGAGCCAGGUGCUUCAUGAGGAGGCUCACAGUGAGGUGGACAGCAGUGUGGUGGGCCACGGGGAACCGAGGCGCCAGGUCGCCCCGCCCCACGCCGGCACCGCCAACCUCGACGCCAACUCACCCAUGUACAGCUUCAACCUGAGCUUUGAGGAACUGAGCAAUGUGGGACUGGACGAGCCUCCCAGGCACAGCAACAACACAUGGCUGGCCCCCACCCACCGCACCCCCAGCAUGUCCAGCCUCAACUCCCAGGAGUCGUCCAACGACAUCGUCAAGCUGACGGAAAAGCAGCAGUCGGAGUACCGCAACGCCUACCAGGAGUACAUCGCCCAGAUGGCCACGCUGGAAGUAGGCGGAGGAGGGGGAGAGAAGCCCGUCCAGCCCCACCCCAACCAGUUCAUGACCUCUGCCAGCUCCGAGGACAAAACCAAGGACAAGGCUACCACCAAGAGAAGCACCUCCAAGCUUCCCGCCGUGGACGCCCCAGACUUCACCACCGCCGAAGCCCCCCUGGACCCCAUCACAGAGGAGGACGAGAAGCAGGACCCCCAUGGCUCCUCCAAGACCCUGCUCGGACGCAAGACGCCCGGGUCCAGUGACCGGGGGAGCGGCCUGUUCCAGGGAGCAGCCGACCUCAAGAUGAAGACCGGCGGGCUGCCCUACCAGAAGCUCACCAGCGACGACGAGGAUUCAGAGAACUCCGAUGCUCCUCUCUUGGGGGACGCGAAAAAGCCAGGUGACCCCAAAGCAUCCUCCCUGGCUCUGGCUAAGGGUAAAGAAUACCUGUCUGACGCCAUGCUGGAUAAGAAGGAUUCGUCUGACUCCGGCAUGCGCUCCAACGAGAGCUCGCCCAACCACUCCCUGCAGGACGAGGAAGCUGACCUGUCCCAGCUGGAGCAGGCCAACCUGAUCGAGCUGGACCAGGAGGAAAGCCAGAGCCGGGCGGCCAGUAAGAGGGGUCUGCCCAGCAGCCUGAGUGGUCUCCAGGACCCAGCUGUGGCCCGCAUGUCCAUCUGCUCUGAGGACCAGUGCAGCCUGCUGGCCAGCAGCCCCGAAGAGAGCUGGCCCUCGUCCAAGAGCUACAACCUCAACCGCACGCCCAGCAACACCACCCUUAACAACAACACCAACACCCAGCAGCAGGGGAACCAGCAGCGUUGCCAGGGACAGAGGGCUCCAAUGGGGUCCACCGACACCACCUGUUCCACCCCUACAUCCUCCUCCAUCAGCGAGGUCAUCAUCUCCCCGGGUUCCGGCACCACCAGUACCACCACCAAGCCCGGCCCGCACAACGAGAACGUGCGCGUGGUGCACCUGAAGAGGGGGCUGAACCCCGGGGAUCCUCCGGAGAUCACCACCGUGUCCUCCGACACCGUCACUUUCGGAGAGGAGCGCGAGAGCAUCCUGUGAGCCCCCCCGCCCAUCUCAUUCCCAGGAGAGCACUUACUCAGUAGAUGUUUGGUGUGGUAAUCUGACAAUGCAUGCGUAGCAAGGUACCAUAGCUAGUUAAAUGGGUAAAUAAAUGAUGUUAGUGCUUGGUGUGCACUAAGUAGAUAGCCUUGUUAAACCAGCCUGAUCUGGCAACCUCACAUUCUGUUACAGGAGAGCGCAGCGGUUCGUCUGGUUUCACCAGGCUACUAAGUAGAGGUAGCUCACUGAGAUGUUGUACUCUGUAUUUGUAUCGUCUAAAGUGAAGUGAAGUGACCUCUACUAACUGUCUUGAUAUUCUCUAGAGGUGAAGGUAGCUAGCUACGUACACUGUAAAAAAAAUUUAUCUUUAGAUCAACCUAAUUUACUUCACCUCUGGUAAAAACAACAACAUUAUUAUGACAAAUAUAUGAUUCAAUGCCAACUGUUAUAUUUCAUUAUAUUUGAUGUUGUUACCUGUUUAUUUCAACACUAAACCUACAUUUCCCCUUUGGUGAAACUUAAUAUAACAAAUCCAAAAAAUAUUUAAUGACAAUACAACCAAUUUUUUAAAAUCUUGUUCCGAGUUCACUUUUUAAUUUGGAAUUACCUAUCCACAUUUCUUCUGUGUUACAAGGAAUUUAAAUCAACAAGCUAAAAAAUAAGAUGUUUUAAAAUAAUUUUUCCAAACUAAAGACCUUCACAUUUCGGAACCACAAUAUCAUAACCAAGCAAUGGCUACCAUCACAUAGAAAAGUUAUCAGGCGCGUUAGUAUCAUUACAGAUGAGUGUACAAGAGGGGGGCAAAAAUAACCAACUGAAAGCCACGCCUCUGCAACUCUUCUGAUAGGCUGCCGUCGCUACAUUGCCCCUACCGCUAUUCAAUGUGCAUGAGGUGUUGAAAGCAAUUUAGAAGCUUUUAUUCAAAUAAAAAAAAUCACAUUGAUCUGACGAAUUCGUUAUUUGAUUUCAGACAAAUUGAUAGAACAGAUUGAAUUAACCAAAGUGUAAAUUGCGAUCAUUCCAAUCAGUAAAAGCACUUAACAGGGCCGUCCCAUUUUUUACAGUAUAAUUUAUAACUUAACUACGUACAGUGACUAACUAUCUGUUUAUUGUUUUGCACUACAACAAGCAUGGUAGCCUGGGUGUCAGUCUGUCUGUGCCAUCUCGCCAACUCCUUGUCAUGCCAAUGGCUUGACAAUGAGCAAGAACACAAACAGAUCUGGGACCAGGCUACAAGCAUGCCUCAACAAUGUUAAUAUUAGCUGCUGCUGCCUAUGUGUGUCAACAAGUGAUGUAUUGAGCUUGUGGGUGGGUAAAAGAGAAGAUACCUGGUAUAGAUGAAGAAUGAAUGCAUAUGAACACGUGAGCCAAAUGGAACAAAAUUGUGUGUGGGAUGUUUUUGUCGUGUCUCAGCAAAUGACAUGGAGGAGAGUCAACUAAACUAUUUGUCUCAUUGCAAAAGCCACAGGGCUUUUAACUAUUUUACCUUCCUAUGGGCCCUGGUCCAAAGUAGUGCGCUAUCGGUGGAAUAGGGUGCCAUUUGGGACGCAUUUACUGCCAACACGAACAAAAAAUGUUGGAUAAAAGGGAGGGACGUUGACACUAAUAUGUUACAAUAAUAGCAAUUUAACAACAAAUUGACAACGAGAAGUAAUCUUCAGAAAAAGUUAUUGAUCGCUGCAGAAUUCAGUUGUUGACUCUUCUCCAUAUGAUACAUGGGACUGUAUGUAUGCUGCUUUGUCAUGAACAGUGGUUGUAAAGUUAUUUGGUUUAUUACAUGUUGUCAGGGCCUGUCUCCUCCCGUAACGUAGUAGAGGCCCCAUUUGUGAAUCCGAUGCCAUUAAAUGUACAUUUUAAUUAAACAGAUAUAAAAUGUACACUUAAUGGCAUCCGAUUCACAAAUCUGGCUACAGUAAAGAUUGGUGUUGCAUGCCUACCUAAUGAACUGUACAUUGCAUGCGUAAAUGAGUUUGCAAAUAUCAGUGCAAAUGUCAGAGUGCUCUCCUAUGUGUUGUCAGAUGAUAACCAUGUGGGAGAAGAACACGAGAUAUUCUAUCUAUGAAGGGAAAGAAGUGAAUGGUGCCGUCAGACAUUAUCUGACUGAAAAAUAAAACCUGGAUGUUGACCUUC